AUGAUUACUUAUAUACUGAAUCAUGUCUUUGAUAUUCUUAACACUCCAACUAAUGUUAUUUUACUGUUGUUGGUGUUUAUCAUAACAUAUGGAUUGUUCAGUUUACGUAAACCAUCUGGGUUUCCACCUGGACCAAUGGGAUAUCUAUUUAUUGACACAAUGAUGGAGUUGAUGAAGGAACCCCACCUAACGCUGACGAAAUAUGGUAAGAAAUAUGGAGAUGUAUUUGCCAUUAGAAUUGGCAGUCAGCCUGUGAUUGUACUCAACUCCAUAGAUGUUAUUAAAGAAGCAUUGGUGAAGAAACAGAAUGAUUUUGCUGGGAGACCAUAUUUUUAUUCAUUUGUCCCAGCUGGUGUCAUAUGCUGUGCAAUGGCGGAUAGAGAUGAACUCAUUACAUUUUACUUCCGCCUUGGUCUCAACUACAACGAAAUAUUGGUCAACCUAGCUCACAGAUAUAAAUAUGAUGACCCUGAACUUCUGAAGAUCAUGAGAGUCCUGAAAGAUGUAAAUAAAUCGUUUGGGAAUGGACUAGUAGCUGACUUUGUCCCAUUAUUCCGUUAUAUACCUACCCCAGAUCACCCACAACUUGAGGAAAUAUCUGACGGAAUGGCUAAACAUAAUUCAACAUCAGAUUAA
Molecule: messenger RNA, 636 nt
Organism: Saccoglossus kowalevskii
Lineage: Eukaryota; Metazoa; Hemichordata; Enteropneusta; Harrimaniidae
Product: cytochrome P450 1A1-like
Source: RefSeq, a predicted model, not a curated record